Lolium rigidum is the source of this 4019-nucleotide messenger RNA. RefSeq names its product ATP-dependent DNA helicase Q-like 4A. The transcript has 25 exons. The coding region runs from base 219 to 3818 and encodes 1199 amino acids. Gene Ontology annotation, molecular function: nucleic acid binding; four-way junction helicase activity; ATP binding. The record is from RefSeq and is a predicted model, not a curated record. Gene Ontology annotation, cellular component: cytoplasm; chromosome; nucleus. Gene Ontology annotation, biological process: double-strand break repair via homologous recombination; DNA replication. Lineage: Eukaryota; Viridiplantae; Streptophyta; Magnoliopsida; Poales; Poaceae.
CGGCCGCCUCCGUCCCCCGCGGCCUCGUCGGUGCCAGCCUUGCAGCUAACUUAUAUCUAUCACAUCUUCCGAGCCAUACUGGGGCUGCUCGCACAUGCUGGCAGAACCGUACAAGUGCCGUUCUGCACACCGCAGUUUCGUUUUGGCCUGUGGCUUUGCGAGAUCUUCAUCAUCCAACAUUCAGUAGCGCUUCAUGCCCUAAUUAUUAAUAGCGGCGGAUGCAAGGCAGCAACAAGCCGAACGCUGGCUCCAGUUGCAGUGAUAAGGCGCCAAGUGUCAACUGGCCACAUCAUGCAAAUGCUAUACAGAGCUCCCGUAGCAAAGACGACUUUCUGAGUUCGAGCUUUUUGUUCUCUUUACCGACACAAAGGGCGAAUCCAGAACCGAAUAUAAUGCUUUCUUUAAGGUCUGCUGCUUGUAAAAUUCAAGGCCCAGAACGCCUUCAAGUUCCAUGGAUCGAGAAGGCCUGGCGUUCUGUGCGCAACACCCAGGUGGCCUGUAAGAGUUAUUUAAGACCUGGUUUAUCUGCAAAAGUGAAAGAUUGUGGCGGGGAUUAUGCUCAUGCUUACGCAAAGGAUUCUUCAUAUAAUGCCAACAAAUUGGACAAUGUGCCAAGGAGUACAGUUUCCUCCCAGGAAAGUAUGCAUCAACGCCCUGAAGGAGGUAUUCUGGAGCAAAAUACCAGUCAUCGGCUGGCAGGCAUCAACUCCCGUACAACGACUUACCAGAGCAAUCAUGUGGUUGGAACAACAUAUCAGUGCAAUUUUACCAGAACUGACGCUAAGUCUUACCAGACCGUUCCUGUUGCGGAUAACAUGUGUGCUGACCCCAUGGAUGAUGAUGAGAUUCUGGCGAGUAUUGACGUGGACCGCAUAGUUAUGGAACAUUAUGAAGCAACAAAUACACCCAGAGGGUCAGCAUCCAGGCAAAUGUCAACUCCAUCAGGAAACAAGUGUAACUCCACAGGUUUAGACGAGAAUAGUUUAGCACAGGAACUGUCUGAAAUUUGUAGCCAUGGUUGCAAGCUAGCUUUUUGCCCAGAGCCAAAUUAUCAUUUGUUGGAGUUGAAGGAUCAGUUGCUUGCAGUAUCCAGUGAACUUAUUGAUGGUUCUGGAGAACUCAGUCCUCAACGUUCUGAAGAGCUUCGUCAGCAGCGAGCACAUCUGAAGAAACAGAUGCAGAUACUUGGGGACUAUAUGGCAAGGCCAACCCAAGAUGAUGAGAGGCAGAGAUCACACUCUAUGGCCUCCACAACAGCUGUAGAGGGGCAUCACCCCCCUAUGACCCCAAGAAGCACUUUUGUAAUGGACAAUGAUAGAUUCCAGUCUCAGCUUAAUUUCGGGAAUGAACCUGGGAACGGUGGUUCAUGCUAUACUCCUGCUCCAUAUACUUACACGGAUAGUUUUGACACACCGUCAGUGCUGAGAGAUUACACCCGUAAAAAUAUAGAUAUUACCUACACUGAUGGUUCUGGUGAUAAGAAGUGGAGCAGCAGAGACUUUUCGUGGACUAAGGAACUUGAGGUCCACAACAAGAAAGUUUUUGGAAAUCGUUCUUUCCGCCCAAAUCAGCGAGAAAUAAUUAAUGCCACAAUGAGUAGGAGAGAUGUUUUUGUUUUGAUGCCAACUGGCGGUGGAAAAAGUUUGACCUAUCAGCUUCCAGCUUUCAUUGAGGAGGGCAUAACACUAGUAGUUUGUCCCCUUGUUUCACUCAUCCAAGACCAGAUCAUGCAUUUACUGCAGGCAAAUAUUCCUGCAACUUAUCUCAGUGCCAACUUGGAGUGGACGGAGCAGCAGAGAAUAUUAAGAGAUCUAUUGUCUACGUGCAACUACAAGCUACUGUAUGUCACGCCAGAAAAAAUAGCUAAGAGUGAUGCUCUAUUGAGACAAUUGGAAAUUUUAUAUUCACGAGGUCAUCUUUCUAGAAUUGUUAUUGAUGAAGCUCAUUGUGUAAGCCAGUGGGGUCAUGAUUUCCGACCUGAUUACCAGAAUCUAGGUCUCUUAAAACAAAAGUUCCCAGAGACCCCAGUCCUGGCCUUAACUGCAACAGCAACUGCUAGUGUGAAGGAAGAUGUUGUGCAAGCUCUAGGCCUCGCGAACUGUAUUGUUUUUAGACAAAGUUUUAAUCGUUCAAAUCUGAGGUAUAUUGUGAUGCCCAAGACAAAGAAAUGCUUUGAGGAUAUAGAUUGCUUUAUCCGCAAAAAUCAUCAUAAAGAAUGUGGCAUCAUAUAUUGUCUUUCAAGAAUGGACUGUGAAAAAGUGGCUGAACAACUGAGGGAAUAUGGGCAUCAAGCAUCACACUAUCAUGGAAGCAUGGAGCCUUUUGAUAGAGCAGAAGUCCAGAGGCUAUGGAGUAAGGAUAAGAUAAACAUAAUAUGUGCUACAGUUGCAUUUGGAAUGGGUAUCAAUAAACCUGAUGUUCGUUUUGUUAUUCAUCAUUCCCUUCCCAAAUCAAUUGAAGGAUAUCAUCAGGAGUGUGGACGUGCUGGUAGAGAUGGACAGCCGUCAUCUUGUGUGCUGUAUUACAACUAUUCUGACUAUAUUCGUGUCAAACACAUGAUUACACAAGGAUCUGCAGAGCAAGUAACAUCAAGACCACCUGGACGCUCUGUGUCUAAACAUGAGCAAGCACUUCAAACGCACAAGGAGAAUCUCUUGUGCAUGGUUAGUUACUGCGAAAAUGAUGUGGAUUGCAGACGUUUCUUACAGCUGAUCCACUUCGGUGAGACGUUUGAUCCAUCACAUUGUGCAAAGACAUGUGAUAAUUGCCUGAAAGGAUUGAGAUGGAUUGAGAAAGACGUGACUGAUAUUGCUAGGCAGUUGGUUGAGCUGGUUUCGUCGAUAAGGCAGGCAUGUUCAAGUUCUCAUAUUCUUGAAGUUUACAGGGGUUCCAUGAACCAAAAUGUCAAGAAGAGCAAUCAUGAUGCUUUGCCUCUUCAUGGAGCUGGGAAGAAUCUAGCUAAAGGUGAGGCCGCAAGAGUACUACGGCAUCUAGUAACUGAGGGAAUACUUACUGAGGAUGUCAAAAAGAGUGAUUAUGGAUCAGUAUCAUCUGUCUUAAAGGUGAAUCAUACAAAAGCUGGUGGUCUUCGCUCUGGCAAUCACAUAAUUGUCCUUAAGUUUCCCACUCCUGAGCAGGCACCUAAGAUGGGGAAACUUGAUGAACCAUCAAUUUCACAAACCAAUAAGACUGUUCAUCAGCAGAGUGAAGUGGAUGAGAAUUUUUCAACAUUGCUCUUUGAAACAUUAAAAAUCCUUAGGACUCAGAUAGCGGAGGAUACUCCAGGAUGUGUUGGAUACCACAUAUUUAAAAAUGAAACGUUGAAGGAAAUAAGCAUCCGAAUACCAAGGACGAAAGAAGAACUUUUGGACAUAAAUGGCAUCGGCAAGGUGAAGCUCAACAAGUAUGGGGAUCGCGUGCUUGCAACCAUAGAUGAGCUUCUCAACCAAUUUUCAAGCGGAGGCAAGAGAAACAGCAGCAGCGGCGGCAGUAACGAGCAAAAUGAGGCCGCGAAGAAGCGAAGGGGCCUCACCGCCAUCAAUGUGUCUGAUAAUGGUGAUGACUUUGAAGAACGCUCGGUUCAGUCCAAGAAACGCACGACAAAGACACGAAACGCCAAGCAGGUAAUAUCUGAUGCUGCAAGCAUGGUCCAAGAUGGCCGGCAUAUUAUAGAUCUUGAGUUGGACGGAUACGAGGAAGAGGAAUUGUGCAGCAGCGUCCAACAGCCUGUGGCAUAUGGUAGGGUUUUGCCUAAGUGGGCAGCCGCCGGAAACACCCCCGCAACUAAUAUAUUUGAUGGAUAUAAGUACACCAAGUAGGGUUGUAGGCGUCUAAGCCUGUAUAGAUCUCGUGUUAGGUUGGUUGCUGCUCAUGUUGACAUUUCCAUGGUAGUUCUGGUAGGCUGUAGUACAUGUAACAUUAUACUGGUGUAGGCGGCUUCUGCUAGAAAAUCUGAACUCGGUGGACAUGGAAAUAUAUGCACCACGCUGCAGUAAUAUAACAGUGUGUUAGUUGAACUU